AUGGGUAUCUCAUGUGCUUUCACGCUUUUCUUUUAUGUGCUACCAAUGUGUCUCAAGUAUAUCAUUUUUACGCACAAAUACACGCCAGAACGCUCUCCGGAUUUCGUUCGGAUUGUUGCUGCAAUUAGCUGUAAUCUGAAUCCGUUGACAAAUAUUGCUGCAAUCCUGAUCCGGCACGAGGAUAUUGCAUGCUGCGUAAUGAAAAUAUUCCCAAGAAGCAUUCAAAAAUGCUUUGCACGACAAGAUCGCUUGCCAAGUAUUGCGCAUACUACUACUUUUGCUAAUCGUCGAACACUGAACACGGAAAAGUAG
Molecule: messenger RNA, 312 nt
Organism: Gongylonema pulchrum
Lineage: Eukaryota; Metazoa; Nematoda; Chromadorea; Rhabditida; Gongylonematidae
Source: the annotation of a GenBank genome assembly